Polypterus senegalus (gray bichir) is the source of this 1746-nucleotide messenger RNA. RefSeq names its product tigger transposable element-derived protein 1-like. Gene Ontology annotation, molecular function: DNA binding. Gene Ontology annotation, cellular component: nucleus. The coding region runs from base 1 to 1746 and encodes 581 amino acids. The record is from RefSeq and is a predicted model, not a curated record. The transcript has a single exon. NCBI's taxonomy places the organism in Eukaryota, Metazoa, Chordata, Cladistia, Polypteriformes, Polypteridae.
AUGAAGAAAAAAGUUGAAAAGGAAGGUGGUAAGAAGGGGAUGAUUACGGUGGAAAUUAAGAAGGAAAUCAUAGAGAAGCAUGAACAAGGUGUGCGAGUGGCCGACAUAGCAAGAUUUUAUAAAAAGCCUACUUCUACGAUUUGCACGAUAUUAAAGAAGAGAGAAGAAAUAAAGGGGCUAGAUGCAGCAAAAGGAGUCACGAGAGUAUCAAAGCAACGGCCACAUGUUCUGGAAGAUGUAGAAAAGCUGCUUCUCGUGUGGAUAAAUGAGAAGCAACUAGCAGGUGAUACCGUGACCGAGAACUUGAUCUGCGAGAAGGCAAAGGGCUUGUACGCCGACCUCGUAAGUAAACUGCCAGGUACGUCAACAGAAAAUGAAGAAGGCUUUAAGGCCAGCAGGGGAUGGUUUGAUAACUUUAAAAGGAGAAGUGGCAUCCAUAGUAUUGUGAGGCACGGAGAGGCUGCAAGUUCGGAUGCUAAGGCAGCUGAGGCAUUCGCUGCAGAGUUCCAGAGGCUCAUGGUUUCUGAGUGUUACCUGCCACAGCAAGUUUUUACCUGCGAUGAGACGGGGCUUUUUUGGAAAAAGAUGCCAAAGAGGACUUACAUUACAGCAGAGGAGAAUGCAAUGCCCGGUCAUAAGCCUAUGAAAGACCGUCUAACCCUCUUGUUGUGUGCUAAUUCAAGCGGGGAUUUCAAAGUCAAGCCCUUGCUCGUGUAUCAUUCUGAGAAUCCACGAGCCUUCAAGAAAUGCAAGGUGCAAAAGAGCCAGUUAAAUGUUAUGUGGAGGUCCAACAGCAAGGCUUGGGUCACUCGUAUCUUAUUCGUUGAGUGGAUCAAUGAGGUCUUCGGUCCUGCAGUGAAAAGAUACCUUUUAGAAAAUAAUCUGCCACUCAAAGUCAUGCUGCUUAUGGAUAAUGCUCCAGCUCAUCCUCCGGGUCUUGAAGACGACCUACUGGAGGAAUUCGACUUCAUUAAAGUCAAAUUCCUUCCUCCCAACACCACUCCCCUACUCCAGCCCAUGGAUCAGCAGGUUAUUUCGAACUUUAAAAAGCUUUACACCAAAGCACUAUUUCAGCGAUGCUUCGAGGUGACUGAAGGAACAAACCUUACACUCCGAGAGUUUUGGAAAAAUCAUUUCCACAUCGUGAGCUGCCUCAAGAUCAUUGAUAAAGCCUGGGAAGGAAUCACCAAGAGAACACUCAAUUCUGCUUGGAGAAAACUGUGGCCCGAUUGCAUUUUUGGACAGGACUCUGAGGGGUUUGCUCAUGAACAGGAGCCGCCAGUUGUUAAUGAAAUCGUGUCCUUGGGCAAGACCAUGGGACUGGAGGUAAAUGAGGACGACAUUCAAGAGCUGGUGGAGGAACAUGACCAGGAGUUGACCACCGACGAACUGAUGGAUCUGCAUCGCGAGCAACAGCAAGAGGUUAUGGAGGAUAUCUCAUCUGAGGAGGACGAGAAAAAGAUGGAGGAAUCCCUCACUUCAAAAGAGAUCAGGGAGAUAUGUAAAAUGUGGGAAAAAGUGCAAAACUUUGUAGAAAAUCACCACCCAAAUAAGGCGGCAGCAGCGCGAGCGAUGAAUCUGUUUAAUGACAAUGCAAUGUCGCAUUUCCGCGAAAUCCUCCAAAGGAGGCAAAAGCAGCUAUCAUUGGAUAGUUUCCUGGUUAAAGUUGCACGAAAAGAAAAAAAUUCCAGCGAGCCAACAGAGUGCAGUGAUUCUGUGAGUACUGAAAGUCAUCCUACACAAUAA